AUGCGUCCUUCAAGACACGCUGUUGAACCCAUGAGCGUGGAGACACCUCGUGAGGUCUACAACUAUCGAGUUUACCUCCUCGCCAUCGUUUCUUCAUUUGGUGCCAUCAUUUUUGGUUACGAUCUCGCCUUCAUUGGGACAACACUUGCCCUAGACUCUUUCAAAAAGGACUUCAAAUUACACGGCAACACAGAUGCUUUUUCUGCAAACAUUGUUUCGCUACUCCAGGCUGGCUGUUUCUUCGGAUCACUCGCAGCGGCUCAAAUUGGUGAUAAGUUUGGCAGAAAAUGGGCCCUCAUUAUGGCUGGCGUCAUCUUCUGCGUUGGCUCGCUGAUGCAGACUGUCUCAUUUGGGAAUGUUCCUGUAAUGUUCACCGGUCGUGCCGUCGGAGGUCUUGGUGUUGGCGCAGCCAGUAUGCUGGUGCCUCUGUACAUCGCCGAAGUUUCACCUCCCAAGAUUCGAGGACGUCUCGUGGGUAUCUAUGAGAUUGGAGUCCAGGCAGGAACGUGCGUUGGUUUCUGGAUCAACUAUGGCUUGAAGAUCAACAUGAAACCCAGCACUUCCCAAUGGAUGAUUCCAUUUGCCAUCCAACUCAUCCCCGGCGGUAUCCUCAUCAUCGGCAUGCUUUUCUUGCCAGAUUCGCCCAGAUGGUACGCACGAACCAAGGGCCGAGAAGUGGCGACCACAGUCCUCGCCAAACUCCGCAACCUUCCUGCCGAGCAUCCCUACGUACAAGAAGAGAUCGACCGGGUCAUCAACCAAAUCGAAUACGAGCGUGAACACACCGUUGGCAAGGGCCUUGUCGCCGAAUUCAAAGAACUCUCCAAGCCUGGUAACCGCAACCGCAUUGCCAUCGGCGUCAUGAUCUUCGUCUUCAUGCAAAUGGCCGGCUCCAACGCUAUCAACUUCUACUCACCCCGAAUCUUCAAAUCCAUCGGCCUGACGGGAAGUAGCACAGGGCUCUACGCAACAGGCAUCUACGGAAUUGUGCGCUUCAUCGCCGUCGUCAUCGCCAUGGCCUUUGUGGUCGACCGCUUCGGCCGCACCAAGAUGUUGAUGUACGGCUCCGCCCUCAUGUCGGCGUGCAUGUGGUAUAUCGGCGGAUACGUGCUGUCCAGUAACCCCAGUGCGGCGAAGAGCAUCUCCGCUGGGGGCUAUGCCGCCUGCACCCUCAUCUACAUCUACGCAAUCGGAUUCUGCUUCUCGUGGGCCGGCGUCCCCUGGAUCUACUGCUCCGAAAUCUUCCCUUUGCGCAUCCGUGGCAUCGGCAUGGCGCUCUGCACUGCCACGCACUGGUUGAUGAACUUCGUCAUCGCCCGCAGCGUCCCCUACAUGAUCACCAAUAUCGGCGGAGGCACUUACUUCGUCUUCGCCUCGUUCCUUGCCGUCGCGGUGCUGUUUGUCUUUUUCUUCGUUCCCGAGACCAGAGGCCUGGAUAUGGAAUCUAUGGAUGAGCUGUUUGGUGGCCCACAGGCCGGUGCUCGCGCUGGAGUUCGCGACAUUGAUGAGGAGAAGGCCGCCACUGAGACCAUUGAGCGUAAAGAGGUGGUGUAA
This is a messenger RNA of Exophiala bonariae, 1554 nucleotides long. RefSeq lists its product as uncharacterized. Bases 1 to 1554 code for a protein of 517 amino acids. Gene Ontology annotation, biological process: carbohydrate transport; transmembrane transport. Gene Ontology annotation, cellular component: membrane. The transcript has 4 exons. The record is from RefSeq and is a predicted model, not a curated record. Lineage: Eukaryota; Fungi; Ascomycota; Eurotiomycetes; Chaetothyriales; Herpotrichiellaceae. Gene Ontology annotation, molecular function: carbohydrate:proton symporter activity.